GAGGGGUUCUAUGGAGCUCCAUGCAAGUGUCGGGGUUAUGACAUGGCUUGACCACGUUUAACAAACCACCAAAACCAACAUCAUCAUCAACAUCACGAGCUCAACCUUAGGUUGGUGCAGGUCCGAAUACAGAGCUCACAUAUUCAACGCUUAUCACCCGUUACUACCGAUAAGAUACACUUCGAUUCCUAAGAUGGCCUCCCUAAUGCUCAGCAUCUUCGUUGUCGAAGUUGUUGUUAACCUCGUCAAUACCAUUGGAGCCGCCGCAAUCAAUAACUUGCUCUGGACAAUAAUAAACUUCCUCCCCGUAUCGACAGCAAAGGCUGCCGGCGAGCAACGCAAGCUCCAGGCCGAUUAUCUCAAGGUCCGACGAGAUCUGAACUCCACGAGUAGUCAGGAUGAAUUUGCCAAGUGGGCAAAGCUCCGUCGUCAGCACGACAAGCUUCUCGAACAGCUAGAGAAGACCAAGAAAACCAACGAGGCAGCACGAUCCAACUUUGACAAGAUCCUCACCGUUCUCCGAAUCGUCGUUACACGCGCUCCGCAAUACUUCCUGCCUUUCUGGUACGCUACCGAGCCCAUGUUCUGGCUUCCUUACGGCUGGUUCCCUUACUGGGCAGAAUGGAUCCUGUCUUUCCCUCGCGCCCCCAUCGGAAGCGUGAGCAUCGCCUCGUGGCAGUUGGCAUGCACAGGAGUUAUCGCGCUUUUCAGCGACUUGAUCGUGGGUAUCGCUGGUCUGCUCCUCAACGCGAAGCAGGCCAAGGAAGCACCCGUCGCAGCCCAGAAGGUCGCUGCGGAGGAGAAGAAGAAGUCAUAGGCAAACCGCAUUGAUAGAUGUAGCUAGUUCGCGCACAUAGUAAAAACAUGCAUAUUUACAAGCAAAGCUUGACUACGAUUGGGGAGAUGUAUCUCU
Molecule: messenger RNA, 913 nt
Organism: Fusarium oxysporum Fo47
Lineage: Eukaryota; Fungi; Ascomycota; Sordariomycetes; Hypocreales; Nectriaceae
Product: GET complex subunit GET1
Exons: 3
Coding region: 194-817 (207 amino acids)
Biological process (GO): tail-anchored membrane protein insertion into ER membrane
Cellular component (GO): GET complex
Source: RefSeq, a predicted model, not a curated record